Molecule: messenger RNA, 4860 nt
Organism: Panonychus citri (citrus red mite)
Lineage: Eukaryota; Metazoa; Arthropoda; Arachnida; Trombidiformes; Tetranychidae
Product: serine/threonine-protein kinase spk-1-like
Exons: 11
Coding region: 1101-3920 (939 amino acids)
Biological process (GO): regulation of mRNA processing; protein phosphorylation; spliceosomal complex assembly
Molecular function (GO): ATP binding; protein kinase activity
Source: RefSeq, a predicted model, not a curated record
UAUGAAUUCUGCUGCAUGCUGAAACUGAAUAGAGUCAAUUCCUCAUCUCAGUCAUCAUCUCAUCAUUCACAAGUACAACAAACGUAAAUUGUAUCAUCUCUUUCAUUACUUUCUCUCUCUCUCUCUCUCUCUCUCUCCCUCUUACUGCCUUACCAUCCUCAUCAUCUUCAUCAUUUCCGAGAUGUAAACUUAAAAAUCCUUUUCUACACAUUUGUCACACUGUGUCCAUCCAAUACAACAUCAGUUUCUUACCACUCAUUUCAUUUUGUGUGUUUGUCUCCAAUUGUUUAUCAACGUCACAUUUUCUGUUUAUUUAUUUUUUACCUUUACCUUUGUGUGUUAUCAUUUCGUGCUGUUAAUGUUUUGAUAAUAAACAAAAUCCAAAUGAUCAACAACAACAUCAAUACUCAAUGUCAACCUGAUUCUCACCAAAAAGUAAUCAUAACAACAACAAUCAUACUCAACAUACACAUAGUAUUUUUAUUAUUAUCUUAAUAGUAUCACUUUGGUUGAUAAUGAUAAAAGUCAAUUACUCAGCAUCAUCUCAACAUAAUUUUCCACUUACACAUAAAUAAAAGAUUCUCAUGAUAAUGAUGAUAAUUAAUAAAAUCCAAGUAAAUCACCAGUAAUUAUCUACAAAGAUGAAUCAACAAUCAAUAGCAAAUGUUACGAAUCAAGAAUAAUUCUGGUCUAAUUGUUUAUCUACCUUAUUGGUUGUCCAAUGUUUUCUUGUUUAUUCAAUGACGAUAACGAUUAUGCUAAUGAUCAUAAUGAUGAUGAUCAUGCAAAUGAAUCUAGUUCAACCUUACUAUUAACUCAACUUAUAUAUAUAUAUGAAAACCCCCAACAAUUUAGCUCUUAAAUUAUAAUCAUGUUAAUCGUUGAUUAAACAUCUUUACAACAUUCUGGUUUUGAUUGACAUGAAAACUGUGAUAUUAUUUCCUGGUGAUUGGAUGAUAAUCUUAUUAUUUGAACUCUUCUACUACUAUAACAAUACUCAGCAUCCUCAUCACUUAUUUUCUCCUUGAUUCUUGAUCAUUUUCUUGCUGUUACUAGAACAGUAAAAUCUAUCGAUACAUAAUAACAUUUGAAUCUGAAAGAUGCAAAUGUCAGCUGAUUUUCGUACCAUGGUAACCAAUUAUAUGAGGUACAUGGUUGAUUCAGUUAAAAGGUUCAGUGGAUUUGAUUGGGGAGAGGUUGUACCUGAUUCGGAUGAUACUCAUAUCAUCGUGAGACCAGCAAGAAAUCAAAGUGCUCAUCGUCGUGAAGUUAAUAGUUACCGUCAAAGAGUAGUAACAAGUGACGAGGACGAGGACGAAGACGAAGACGAAAACGAGGACGAAGAUAAUAGUAAAAACCUCAACAACAACACCAACCGCAGGUUAAGCCUUUCAUCUUCUUGUGAUUCAAUUGACCAAAGUUUAUCACCAUCGCCUUCAAAUCCCCGCCGUCCCCAACAAAGACAAUCAAAGCGUCUUCUACCUGUAGUUGGUCAACAAUAUACUGACCAUCAACAAUUUUAUUCAUCACCAAACACAAAUCAAACAGGAUCAACAUUCAAUAAUCGUCAAUAUCCCUACUCAAAACAUCACCAACAACAACAAUUAAAAUCACCUAAUAGUUUACAUCCAAAUUCAUCAUUAAAUCAACAGUUAAAUACUCACCAUUCACCGUCAACUUCAUCGCACCAUUAUAACAGUUAUCAUCCUUAUCGUCAUCAUCAGAAUACACCUGAACCUCAUCAUCAUCAUCCGCACCUACAUCAACUGUCACCAACAUCACCUCGAUAUCCAUAUAAACCGGAAAUGCCAUCAGUCCAACGAAUCUCAUUGCACGAAUCAACUCUUGGCCUUGGUACCAAUAACACCGCUAAUAAUGGUGCAUCUUCAUUAGCGAAUGCCUUUGAUUCUGAUGAUUAUUCUCAUACACAUCAUCAUUAUCCUCCAUCUUCCCAUCAUCAGUAUCACUCUGAUAGGUUGGAAAGAUCCUCGAACCAUUCGGGUUUGGUUCGAUCUUCGGCCAUUUCUGAUCGAACACCAACUCCUGGCUCAUCUUUUUCAGAUCAAGAAUCUGAAUCAUCAUCGAUAUCUCAUUACCAACAACAUGCACCACCUCAACACCACCACCACCAACAUCAACAACCUCGACAUCACCAUCAUGAUGUUGACUAUUCAAUUCAACAUCGAAACUCAUCCUCAUCUUCAUCUUCAUCCUCAGCAAAUACAAAAGCAAAUAUAACCAAACCUAAAGGACUUUAUGGACUUUUACCUGUGCCUACAAUUUACAGUUCUGAACCAAGAGAAUCAAUAAACAAUAAAAGGAGACAACGAGCUGAUGAUCAACAUGAUAAUGAAAACGGUAAUAAUAUUGAUCAGAUAAUUGAUCCAGAUGAUGAUGAUAAUGCUGAUAGACAUGAACCCAUCGUUGAUUAUGGUAAUAAAUCUGAUUAUAAUUCAAUCCAUUUGGGUGAGAUAUUAAAUGGUCGCCAAAAAGCAAUCCGUAAAUUGGGAUGGGAUCAUUUUUCAUCCGAAUGGCUUGAUUGGGAUGUAAGACCCUCAACAGGACCAGCGAUUGCUAAUCGACAUCCAGUCAACGAUAAUGAAACUGGAGGUGAUUAUGAUGAUGAAGAUGCCGGUGGAUCAGAUUGGGAUGAACAGGAAGAUCCAGCUGAUUAUACCAGAGGUGGUUAUCAUCCCAUUAAAAUUGGCGAUGUUUUCAAUGCCCGUUACCAUGUGAUUAGGAAACUUGGAUGGGGACACUUUUCAACUGUCUGGUUGUGUUGGGAUUUAGUGAUGAAACGUUUUGUUGCUUUAAAGGUUGUCAAAAGUGCUAAUCAUUACACGGAAACGGCUUUGGAUGAGAUUAAGUUGCUUAAAAAUGUUCGUGAAGGUGAACCCAAUGAUCCAUUUAAGAAUAAGGUUGUUCAGCUUUUAGAUGAUUUCAGAAUCAAUGGAGUCAAUGGAACACAUGUUUGUAUGGUUUUUGAAGUUCUUGGCCAGAAUCUAUUGAAAUUGAUCAUUCGCUCAAAUUACGAAGGGAUUCCUCUUCAAAAUGUCAAGUCCAUAAUUAAACAGGUUCUUCAAGGAUUAGAUUAUCUCCAUUCAAAAUGUCAAAUAAUCCACACCGAUAUUAAACCGGAAAAUAUUUUAAUCGAAGUUGAUGAAUCUUAUAUCCGUCGAUUGGCCAUUGAAGCAACACAAUUACACAAAUUAGGGAUUAAAUUACCUGGAUCAUUAAUCUGUACAGCUCCUAAAGAUCAAAUUGAUCAACAUGAUGUUACCCUGAUCACAAGUGAAUCAAAUGUUAAGAACACAAUUAACAAAAACAGGACAAUUAUGAGACGAGCAGUUUCAUGUCCUGACAAUCAAAAAUCAGUGCCUGAUCCAGCUAAUGAAGUUUGUGAUAUCAAAGUAAAAAUAGCAGAUCUUGGUAAUGCUUGUUGGAUUGAUCAUCAUUUCACUGAAGAUAUUCAAACGAGACAAUAUCGAUGCCUGGAAGUGAUUCUUGGUUCAGGCUAUUCGGCACCAGCGGACAUUUGGAGUACCGCUUGUAUGGCAUUCGAAUUGGCCACUGGCGAUUAUUUAUUCGAACCUCAUUCUGGACAAGAUUAUAAUCGAGAUGAAGAUCAUUUAGCUCAUAUAAUUGAACUUUUAGGUGAAAUUCCUCGUCAUAUUGCGCUCGCUGGUACUUAUUCCAAAGAUUUUUUCAAUCGACGAGGUCAAUUGAAAAGCAUUAUGGCUUUUAAACCAUGGGGACUUUAUGAAGUAUUAACUCAGAAAUAUAAAUGGGAAUCGAAUGUAGCCCAAGAGUUUACGGAUUUUCUUAAGCCGAUGUUGGAAUAUGAUCCAGAUAAACGUGCCAAGGCUUCUGAUUGUCUCUCUCAUCCAUUUCUAGAAGAUUGUGAUCCAGAUUUAAGAUGAAAAUUGUCUUUAACUACUAUCAAUUAAGAGAUUUCUAAUAAUUAUAAUUUUAAAAACUUUGUGUGUGUGAGCAAUGGAUUUAAACCAAUAAAAAAGUUCUAAGAAUUAACAUCAUGAAUGGGUUGACCCAAAUUACUUUUCUUCAUUUCUUCUCUCUUUUUCGUGUAGUAUUUAAAUGGAGUGACCACCGAGUCUAAGAAUCAAUUGACCUCCGACUCUUGACACUUUUCUUUUAUAUUUUUUCUGUUUCUAGUACUUGUUAUUCUUUCUCGUCAACAAUGAAGUUCAUUAUUCUUUUUGUCCUUUUCUGCGUAUUAAUCGACACAAUCACCUGUUCUCAUGGAGAAAAAGUUAAAUUAACUAUCAAGGAAUCUGGAAUUUCUGACAAGAAAAAGGCCGAAAUCGCUGGUUUCGUUUCUGGUGCAACCGCUGGAGUGGCCAAAGGUAUUCUCAAGAAAAAAGUGACCACUUCCAAACAGAUCUUCGUUCCUGUCAAAGCAGCCGAACCCAAGUACAAGGUCAAGUACAUCUCAGUGGUUAAACCAGUUCUUGUUCGUGAAUAUCCUCAACCCGAUCGAACCCAAUAUUAUGUCAAGACCGAAACCAAAGUGGUUAAAAACCCAAGAAAUCAAUUUUCCCUUUCCUUAAGGAUUCGUCAAAGGAAAAUUCAUUGGAAAAUCAGUUUCCAAAACUUUUGGUUAAAUUCAUUCUCUCUUUUGAUGAACAUUAUCAUCGCGACACUUUUACUCGAAAUUACAAGAAAUGGACUCAAUGGACAAUAAAAUUCAACAAUGAUUAAAUCAUCACUAAUCUUUACGAUUAUUGAUAAAAAUUCAAUUGUGUUUAAUUGUAUAAAUUUGAUUAUUUUCGAUUAAAUUAAUUUAACUUCGGUCUUUUAAUGACUCGAUUGAAUUCAUUCAAUUAAAUGAUUUUUUUUCAA